UCCUCUGACAUCGACCAAGAAUUGUUCACUGAAAGUUACUGCAAGGUGUGCAGUGCCCAGCUGAUCUCCGAGUCCCAGCGUGUGGCCCACUACGAGCUCUGUGAUGUGGAAUUAUAACAUUACGGUGCUGUUGUUCUCUGGGGCAGUUGGAAAGGGUGAUUCAAAGGAAACAUUUACAUGCUAACAGCUCCCCAUGUGUCUGCUGCCCAUAUGCUGGGUGCAGUUAUUUUGUGGCUGCAGGCUUUCCCCCCCUGCAUCUGGUGGAAGACAAGACCUGAUAGUCGGAAGCAUGCCAGCAAAGUCCGCCUGUACUACAUGCUUCACCCCGUGGAUGGAGGCUGCCCGGCCAAAAAGCUGCGCUCAGAAAAUGGCAGUGAUGGUGACUCAGUGGAUAAGAACAAAUGCUGCACACUAUGUAACAUGUCCUUUACCUCAGCAGUGGUGGCAGAAUCGCAUUACCAAGGGAAAAUCCAUGCCAAAAGGUUAAAACUGUUGCUAGGGGAGCAACCAGCACUGAAGACCACAGAGGCUGCUCUGGGCCCGCUGAAGCCGGCGCACACGGAGAGCGCCGCGGCCGUGCCGCCGCCGCCGCAGCGCCGCGACUCGGACAGGUACUGCCAGCUCUGCACAGCCUGGUUCAACAACCCCCUGAUGGCACAGCAGCACUACGAGGGCAAAAAGCACAAGAAGAACGCGGCCAGGGCCGACCUCCUGGAGCAGCUGGGGAAGACCCUGGACCUGGGGGAGCUGCGAGGCCUGAAGCGCAGCUACACCUGCAACAUCUGCAACGUCACCCUGAACUCCAUAGAGCAGUACCAUGCACACCUGAAGGGCUCCAAACACCAGACCAACCUGAAGAACCAAUAGUGGCUCAUCAGUGGAGAAGAGGAUAAGCACUAAUGCUGCUUCUGUGGAGGGGAGCAGGUCAGCAGGAGAGGAAGCUUUCUUGGACAGUGAUCCUAUGUGGAUUCAAUAAUUAACAUGUAACUAACCUUUGCUUUGGACAAGUACAUGGAUUUUUUUUUAUUUUGUGGUGAGUUAAAAUAUUUUGAUGGAUUUUUUUACCCUUUCAAGACAAUAUUUAUUCAGCACAGAGUCUAGAGUAUGAUAACUAUCCUGUAAAUACAUCACUUACUCAUCAGUCAUCAUCUUCAGGGACAGUGGAAACAAACUAUUUUACUUUUUCAUAUUUAUUCCUAGAUUUCUCCCAAGAGUAUAAGAUUAUUCUACUGCAUUAUCCAUGAUAGUGAUGUAAUCAGUCUUCAAUCAGAAAUAAACACACUUUCUUCACCUUCUCCA
Molecule: messenger RNA, 1299 nt
Organism: Serinus canaria (Common canary)
Lineage: Eukaryota; Metazoa; Chordata; Aves; Passeriformes; Fringillidae
Gene: ZMAT4
Product: zinc finger matrin-type 4
Exons: 7
Coding region: 178-867 (229 amino acids)
Cellular component (GO): nucleus
Molecular function (GO): nucleic acid binding; zinc ion binding
Source: RefSeq, a predicted model, not a curated record